GAAGCAGAGUCAGAAACCAUCAGCAGCUCAGGAUGAAGGUCUGUCACACUUUGAUCAGCCUCUUCUUCCUCACUCUGCAGGAAGGAGAAACUGUGAGAACCUACACCAGGAAGGAAGGAGGAAGCAUCACAGUUAGAUGUGAAUUUAGUUACUAUGGAAACAGGAGGUUUCUCUGUAAGGAAACUUGCAAAGGAAAAAACAUUCUCAUUGAAACAACUAAAGACAGAACUCAGACAGGCAGAUACAGCAUUAGGUAUGAAGGAAGAGAUAAACUGUCAUCUGAUUUUCUGCAUGUGAGCAUCACAGAGCUGGAAAAGUCGGACUCAGGACGGUACCGGUGUGGCUUGGUUACUGUGUGGGCUGGAACUCUAUAUGAUGAUUUUCGUCUUGUUGUGAAAGAAGAUCCUUCAGAACCAAGAUGGACUCUGGGACCUUUUAUAAGAUCAACGUUUCUCCCAGCAGCCUCCACAACAAAAACACCACAGAGUCUGAGUUCAUCACCUUCUCCAUCCUCCUCUGAUACCAACAAACUCUCUGAGAAACCAGCUGCAGCUUCAGGUCUGCUGCUUUAUGUGGGUCUGACUCUGGCCAUCCUGAUCUUCAUGUUAGCAGCAGCUCUGCUGAUUUUCUACAAGAGGAAGAGCUUCAGUCAACAGAAAGGUCCUCCAGUAGAAACAGAGAACGGCAACGUCUCCAAGGCUGAAGAUGAAGCAGUAGAGUACUCUGAGGUGCAUUUCUUGAACAUCACCACUUCGCCCAACAGCGCCCCCUGUUGUCAUGCAGAUAAUGCCACCUACUCUGAGCUUCAGGUGGCCGUGAGCUCUACAAACCACAGCAAUGAUUUUCCUCUUUACUCCAACAUUACUUUACAGCAGUAGCUUUGUUGUGGAUCUGCUGUUUGUGGGCGUCAGAUAAACUCAUUAUCAGGUUUGAGCUUCUACAUUAAACUAGUUUUAGGACUCUUUUAAUUUCUCUAAAAUAGGCCUCUCCCUGUUAGUGGGUCAGCUUCCUGACUGACCUGCAACAACAGGUGAGCCAGGGGAGCAUCUUUAGCACCACCCUUUCUUGGGACCUGAGAUGACACUGUUUGGAAGAAGGCCCGGCAUAAACUACACUUCCUGCUACAACUCAGGUGAAAGGGCAGCAAACAUCUCUGCAGACCCUACACAUCCUGGACACAGAGGCAGUUUCUUCCCCCAGGAUGUCUCUCUGAUGAACACUUAACAUUCAGGAUGGCCAGACUGAGCUACCGCACCCUGCUGGCAAUUAGAUGCCUCGGAGCUUCUCCGCAUCUCCCCCAGAAGCGACACCAUUGUUCACAACUCUUCCUCUUAAAGGAAUGAUUCUCAAACUGUUCUAUACUUUUAACACUUUAAUUCUAAAUAAGGCAGAGGAAUGGUUACAGAAAUCAGCGCUGAGGCUCCCUGUCCUGGAUCCGCUCGGUGAUCAAAGCGUCGAAGCAACCCCGAAAGAAGGUCACACAUAGUUUUUAUAUCUGGCACUCCCACACACGGAUGUGCACCUCAGUGUUUAUCAGUAGAUUAUGUGUCACCAUUCUGGUGUCUAUCUGAUAGAGUCGUGUAAUAACAGGUGUCCAACCCUCAAUCUAAGUGUGGCCGCAGGUGUCUAAUCAAUGUGCAUCGGUGAGGAUUCUUAUCCUAUCCUAACAAAAGUGAAAACAUUAGCAUUUAGAUCUAUAAGUAACCAAGGUUAUUACUAAUCAUAUAUAUAUACUUACAAGAAAGAAAUGCUUUCCUUUUUGUCUUAAAAGUGUCUUUAAUGAAUGUAAAGUGGAACUUAAGUCAAAUUCCUUGGCUGCAGGUAUGGAAAGUUAAUGUGUUAAAUUAUUUUUGAAAGCAGCUACUUCUGCUUUCAAUAUUUUUCUGUUUCCAUUUCAUGAGAAUAUAAAUCUAUAAAAGCAACAGGCACAAAGGAGAUGGAAAUAAACCAUAAUCCCUUUUUAUUUUAUUUAUCACAGCAGAGUUUAUGGUUCUAUUUAAUAUUUUAUAUUCAGUGAUGCCUCUGCUUUGUGUGGUUUUUGCUUUCUGUGAAUGUUCAUCAUCAUGUUAUUUAGUAAAGCUGAAUGUUAAAUGCUAACAUGCUCUUGUGAACUCCUCUAUUUCCACUUUUUAUGGACAGUUUUUGUUCAUCUAUCAUCGUUAUAAAGUAAAAAAAAAUCACACAUAGUUCUCUAAAAUUUGCCAUAAAUUGUUUAGAUCAUAACAGUUUUUAGGUUUUUUUUUUAAGCUCUUAUCUUAGAUUUCAUCAAAAAAAUUUAAACGUAAUUCCAACUUUUACUCUUUAGAGUUUAAUCACAGCUGGGGCUGGAGACAUUUCUUGUCAUGCAAAGAUGGUUUAACAACACAAAUCAGAUUAUUUGACCAAGUAUAUCUGCAAUCACGUAAAUCAUAUCACAAUCUUCAUUUACUAAUAUUUCUUAAAGAACAAUUUCCAUUCUGUUCUGUUGUCCAGAUAUUUUAUUCAUGUCAAUAAAUAAAACCUAUACAUAACUGUA
Messenger RNA from Girardinichthys multiradiatus, 2515 nucleotides. RefSeq lists its product as uncharacterized. NCBI's taxonomy places the organism in Eukaryota, Metazoa, Chordata, Actinopteri, Cyprinodontiformes, Goodeidae. Gene Ontology annotation, molecular function: signaling receptor activity. The transcript is spliced from 6 exons. The record is from RefSeq and is a predicted model, not a curated record. The coding region runs from base 33 to 878 and encodes 281 amino acids. Gene Ontology annotation, cellular component: cell surface.